AUGUCCGGGUUCUAUGAAGGUGUCCCGGGGAAGUAGAGCACAGAGCUGCUGAAAGAGCGGCAAAUAAGUCGGACUUCGGGGACUCCCUUGCUGGCUUUGUCUGAAGAAAAGACAGCGGGGGAAAGCUGGGACAAAGCAGUCCGGGGUCCGUCGCUGGUUUUAGAAGACAACUCAUGUGAAGAGCUCCUGUAGCUAAUGAUUCUUUCAAAUUUGAGGAAUGGCUUAAAUCCAGCUACUUGGAAAUUAGUAUUUGAACAUCUAACCAUUCAAGUAGAGAUGAAAACUUAUGACAAAUGGAAAUGUGUACCUGAAAGAAAUUGCAUAAAAUAAGAAUCAGCUUGAAUGCAAAAUGGGAAUGUUCUGUUCAAUUAUUAGUUUUGAAAAUCUCUAUGAACUGAAAAGACUGUGCCACUGGGGACCUAUCAUAGCGCUUAGUGUAAUAGCAAUAUGUUCUGCCAUGGCUAUCAUCGAUGCAGUCUUGUGGUAUUGGCCUUUGGAUACAACAGGAGGAAGUAUUAAUUUCAUCAUGCUCAUCAAUUGGACUAUUAUGAUCCUUUAUAACUACUUCAAUGCUAUGUUCGUUGGCCCUGGAUAUGUUCCUUUUGGAUGGAAACCAGAAAACUCUCAGGACUGCAUGUACCUUCAAUACUGCAAAUUAUGCCAGUCUUACAAGGCACCACGUUCACAUCACUGCCGAAAAUGUAACAGGUGUGUGAUGAAGAUGGACCACCACUGUCCUUGGAUUAAUAACUGCUGUGGAUUUCAGAAUCAUGCCUCCUUUACUCUCUUUCUUCUGCUAGCCCCUCUGGGCUGUAUCCAUGCUGCUUUCAUUUUUGUCAUGACCAUGUAUACUCAGCUUUAUAACAGGGUUUCCUUUGGCUGGAGUUCUGUGAAAAUUGAUAUGAGUGCAGCCAGGAGGGAUCCCCAUCCAAUAAUUCCUUUUGGGUUGUCUGCAUUUGCUGCAUCUUUAUUUGCCUUGGGACUGGCAUUAGGGACUACUCUAGCUGUUGGAAUGUUGUUUGUUAUCCAGAUGAAAGUCAUCUUAAGGAAUAAAACUUCAAUAGAAUCAUGGAUUGAAGAAAAGGCCAAAGACCGCAUUCAGUAUUAUCAAACAAGAGAAAUCUUUAUAUUUCCUUAUGACCUGGGAAGCAAAUGGGAUAACUUCAACCAAGUCUUUACAUGGUCUGGAAGCCCUGAGGGAGAUGGCUUGGAAUGGCCUGUAAGAGAAGACUGCCAUCAAUACAGUUUAACGAUUGAGCAGUUAAAACAGAAAGCUGACAAGAGAGUGAGAAGCGUACAGUACCAAGCAAUAGAAGACUAUAAUGGUGCCUGUUGCCCUAUUACAAAAGGCUUGAGGACUUUCUUUACAACUCCAUGCACUGAAGAGCCUAGAAUUGUCCUUCGCAAGGGGGACCACAUUUUAGCCACACGAGGACUGAAGUUAGUAUCUCUAUAUAUGAUUAAUUCAAACUUUUUAAAAUGUUUUGAGGGUAAACAAGUGCUGUCUAAUUAUCUUUUUUUUUUUUUUGUAGGCACUGGAUGUAUGGUGACAAAAUUACUGACAUGGCAACUAAUGAUGGGAAGAGAAUCAGAGGCUGGUUCCCAAGAAAUUGUGUAGAGAAAUGUCUGUAUGAUUCUGAAUCAGAUCAGCCAUUGGAUGGAGAAAAGAAAGCAAGAUAACCCUUUUAAUAACUGGAAAAGAUUACUUUUGACCACUGUCCUUCUACUUGAAUAUUCUGUAUAUAAAUAUAUUCUUAUGUAUUGAACAAAGAUAUUUUGUGUGCUUGCAGGGAUGGGAGCUUCAGUGCCAUAAAUCUAAGCAUCUUUUGCCAUUUUUAGAAGGGAGGAAGACAUUCCAUGGAUGCUUUUCAUAUUAAAGCUUUCACAAUCUAGAGCACAUUCGACCUGCUUUCU
This is a messenger RNA of Python bivittatus (Burmese python), 1914 nucleotides long. The record is from RefSeq and is a predicted model, not a curated record. Lineage: Eukaryota; Metazoa; Chordata; Lepidosauria; Squamata; Pythonidae.